Messenger RNA from Xylona heveae TC161, 1306 nucleotides. RefSeq names its product CT20-domain-containing protein. Gene Ontology annotation, cellular component: nucleus; NuA4 histone acetyltransferase complex. The record is from RefSeq and is a predicted model, not a curated record. The coding region runs from base 123 to 1007 and encodes 294 amino acids. Gene Ontology annotation, biological process: regulation of transcription by RNA polymerase II. The transcript has 4 exons. NCBI's taxonomy places the organism in Eukaryota, Fungi, Ascomycota, Xylonomycetes, Xylonales, Xylonaceae.
GGUGGUUUGCCCAAAGAAGCGCCGACAUCGAGCUCAUUUCAACCCACUAAAUUGCAACAGAGAUUCAUCAUCGAAGACCGCUACGCUGUUCAAGUCAAGAGAGCCUGCGACAUAUCUGUAUCAUGCCGCCAAAAAAAAAGGCACGGGGUCCAUCUCGCUCGCGAGAAAGUCAAUCUGUGGCCGCUACUCCUGGGAGAAGCGAAUUAAGCACUGCCGACGUGGUUUCGGACUUAUGGACGGACGAACAAGAGACGUCGCUGUUCAAGGGCAUGGUGCGUUGGAAACCCGUAGGCAUGCAUAAGCACUUCCGCAUGAUCGCCAUCUCACAGCAAUUACGAAACCAUGGUUAUACAUCACCAGCCGACGGGCACACGCGCAUACCAGGCAUAUGGAAGAAACUUGAGUCGCUUUAUAAUAUGGAGGCUCUUGAUGAACGGGAGAAUUCCUUCAUAGAUGAGGAUGCCGAAGAGACUGAUCCAGUCACGGAAAGGUUUUACGAGUUCAAAUUACCAGAAGAUGAAUACGGCGAGCUUCAGUUCGAACGACGGCUUGCGGAAGAGCCAUCAUCGUCCCCGCCCAUGCUUAAUUAUCUUCAGCCAAGCGCUCCAAAACGAGGGGCACGAUCAGCUACACGGGGACGGGCAAGUACAUUGGACGAGACUGAGGAAGAGCCGAUGUCGUCGCCUGCACCCUCGCGGCAACGGAAAGGUACUCGGCCCGUUCGAGGAAGUCGAGUUGGCACGCGGUCUCGAGCGCAUGCUGAAGAGAAACCAAGCACGAAAAGAAAGUCAGGGCGGAUAGCAUCCACGGUAGAAGAGGAUGAAGCAGAAGGCAGCGCGGAGGAAGAGGAAGAAGAAAGCGAGGAGGAGUCGGAGAAGGAAGAAAGCGCAGAAGAAAGUGCGGCAGAGUCACCAACACCUACACCAAGAACACCGGCUAAAGCAGCUCGAGGAAGCCGAUCUCGAAAAAGCCAGGGUGGUACGCGACGGAGCACACGCAAGAAAUAGUGCGCUGUCACGAGAUGAAGCAAUUUCAUUCCUCUCAAUUGUCGUCAUCCUCCAGGAAGCACAGCAAUUCAAGGCCUGCGACUCUGUGGGAGACGAUAAUUACCCGAUGGGCGCCAACUACUCUGCGAGCUCAAAGAGAUAAUGUGUGCCAUCAAAAGAUAGGAGAAUAUGGCAAGGUGCACCAGAGGAAAAUUUCUCUAAACCUAGAAACAGCUGUAUGGGUUUGAAAAAGCGCCCAUCCGCUGCAAGUCAAGUCAAGGGAAGCUGCGCCUGAGCUUGCUCUUCCCUACAUGAGAAGC